AUGGAUUUGGCUAACACUAGUCUCACUACCAUCACUACCACCCGUACAGCUUCCACUUCCACUUGCCAAGCCACCGCCAAUCCCGUUGACCAUCCCCCAGCGAAACGGACCAAGGUUACCCCCACUGACCCUGCCGAGCCCAAGCCUAAACAAGGACGCGGUAGACCCAGCAAGGAUGCGCUCUUGGUGGCCGCACUUGCCAUCCAAUUGCUGUCCUCGUCGGCACCUGCCAUCCGAACGCCCUCGCUGUCUCCACCUAGACCGCCGCCCACCACGCCUCUCACUGCAGGAGAGGCCUCAGAGGCUUUUGGCUUCAUCCAGAUGUUGCACUUGCACCGGUCAUUUAUGGACGCUGCUCCGGAAGUCCAGAUUGAUGGGUUCAUUUUGGGGCACCUGGAGUUGUCCAACCUCUUCUCCCGCCACGCGGGCCACUUCGCCUCCACCCAUAUUGCGCAGAUGGGGUCUGACCAACUCCUUGAGAACAUGAUGGCGAUGCGACGCACCUCUACUGAUCCGGAUAGCCCAACGCUGGGUACCCUAUUCCUUGCCCUGCAGGACUCAUCUAGCUUUGGAGAUUGCAUGGCGGAAAUUGAACAACUCUGA
Messenger RNA from Puccinia triticina, 603 nucleotides. RefSeq lists its product as uncharacterized. The transcript is spliced from 3 exons. The record is from RefSeq and is a predicted model, not a curated record. NCBI's taxonomy places the organism in Eukaryota, Fungi, Basidiomycota, Pucciniomycetes, Pucciniales, Pucciniaceae. Bases 1 to 603 code for a protein of 200 amino acids.